AUGAAUUUCCUGAUACAAGAAGGAUACCCAGCCGCGGCCGCUCGUUUCGCCGAAGAAGCAAGUCUUGAGGUCAAGGACGAGAACGAUCUCAUGACAGAAAGAGUCAGCAUACGCGAUGCAAUAUUUCGAGGCGACUUGCAAAGUGCCAUAGAAGAUAUCAACGACAUUGAUCCUCAGCUAUUAGACGGUAACAAGAGUUUACAUUUCGCCCUCCUUCGUCUCCAGCUGAUCGAGCUCAUCAAGAAGAUGUUUGACGGACCAGAAAACGAGAAACCACAAUUGUUCGGAACUGCCGUGACUUUUGCGCAACAGAAUCUUGCCCCAUAUACACCUCAAAGCGAGAAGUACAAAUCCGACUUGGAACGAGCCAUGGCGUUGUUGAUAAUCCCAAAAGAGGCAUGGCAAUCCAAAUCCCAAACACACAAUGAGCAGAUAAGUGCUUUUGGACCACUAGGUGAUCUCAUUGAUCCUAGCUUGAAGAUCGAGGUGGCACGAGACGUUAACGCUGCUAUAUUGAGGAGUCAGGGCAGGUCUGAUCAUAGCACGAUACACAGGAUAUUGCAGACGAGGGUGUGGGCAGAGGAUCUGGCUCGAGACAAGGGAAUAGAUCUCCCAGCUGAUAUGGGCAUUGAUCUGUGGGAUGCGCCGGCUGAUUCCCAAUCACAGAACGGCAACAACGGAGACAUCCAGAUGGCGGAGGACGAGAGUACUGGAGCUGAUCCUGUACACAGGUACACCAAUCUGCACGAGUCGGCGCGGUAG
This is a messenger RNA of Lithohypha guttulata, 762 nucleotides long. RefSeq lists its product as uncharacterized. The record is from RefSeq and is a predicted model, not a curated record. Gene Ontology annotation, molecular function: protein binding. Gene Ontology annotation, biological process: proteasome-mediated ubiquitin-dependent protein catabolic process. Gene Ontology annotation, cellular component: nucleus; cytoplasm. Lineage: Eukaryota; Fungi; Ascomycota; Eurotiomycetes; Chaetothyriales; Trichomeriaceae. Bases 1 to 762 code for a protein of 253 amino acids. The transcript has 2 exons.